AUAAGAAAAGCAGCCUACAGAUUAAUCGAUUCAACAUAUAGCGUCUGCUAUUUAAGAAAUACUGUUGAGUUGCCGUAUAACCUACGGAAUAAUCAUUUUGAUUACUCGAUCAGGGCUGUGCUAAUGUUAGAGAUUAUAGAAAAUUCUUUUGCAAACAUUAUUUACAAGUAUAUGAAAUUGAGAAAAUAGUUUCUAUUGUCUAAAAUGCCGCUAGCAACUUUGACUGUUCCUUGGAAACAUGAACAAAUAAAUGAAAAGCAGAGCACUGAGAUUCUUUCUGCAGAGAGUCAAGAAGAAAAUAUUAUAAAGAGUUCCAUGGAUACACAUUCAAAUGGUUGUUCAGAAUCUCAUGAAAUUGAAGUUCGAGAUCUUGUUAGAGAUGGUUAUGAAAAAGCAGAACCUGGGCAUUUUGAACUUCUUAAAGUUCUUGGGCAAGGCUCAUUUGGCAAGGUGUUUCUGGUAAGAAAAACAUUAGGCAAAGAUAGUGGAACUUUGUAUGCUAUGAAAGUUUUAAGAAAAGCUACUUUGAAAGUUCGAGAUCGAGUAAGAACAAAAAUGGAAAGAAAUAUUUUAGUUGACGUGGAGCAUCCUUUUAUUGUUCGUUUACAUUAUGCAUUUCAAACUGAAGGAAAACUUUAUUUAAUUCUUGAUUUUUUAAAAGGAGGUGAUUUAUUCUCUCGCUUAUCUAAGCAGCUUAUGUUUACUGAAGAGGAUGUAAAAUUUUAUUUGGCAGAAUUAGCACUUGCUCUAGAUCAUGUACAUAGUCUUGGGAUUAUUUAUCGAGAUUUAAAACCAGAAAAUAUAUUACUUGAUACAGAAGGUCAUAUUGCUUUAACUGAUUUUGGAUUAAGUAAACAACCACUUGAUGAUACACAAACGUAUUCAUUUUGUGGAACAGUUGAAUACAUGGCUCCCGAGAUUGUCAAUCGCAAAGGACAUUCAUUUGCUGCUGAUUGGUGGAGUUUUGGAGUAUUAAUGUUUGAAAUGCUAACUGGUGCAAUGCCAUUUCAAGGAGCUAACCGUAAAGAAACUAUGACUCAAAUUCUUAAGGCUAAAUUGGGUAUGCCACAAGAAAUAUCACCUGAAGCGCAAUCACUUUUGCGUGUUUUAUUUAAAAGAAAUCCUGUGAAUAGAUUGGGCUUUAAAGGUAUAGACGAAAUAAAAAAACAUAUCUUUUUCCAAACUAUUGAUUGGCAAAAACUAUACAAAAAAGAAAUUAAACCACCCUUCAAACCAGCUGUUAGCCAAGAAGAUGAUGCAUUUUAUUUUGAUAGUGAAUUCACUUGUAAAACACCCAAAGAUUCACCGGGUGUGCCACCAAGUGCAACUGCGCAUGAAUUAUUUCGAGGUUUUAGUUUUGUAGCUCCAUGUUUACUUGAUAAUCAUGAUAAUUUUUUUGAACACAAACAAUGUGAAAAUGUUGCUAGUAAUUUCCCAGCUUACGUUAAUCCUACUUGUAUAACGGAUGAAUAUGAUUUUAAACAAGAGAUAGGCAAAGGAAGUUAUAGUACUGUUUAUUUAGCUAUUCAUAAAGCAACAAAAACGGAAUAUGCUAUUAAAGUAAUUGACAGAAAAAAACGAGACCCUACAGAAGAAAUAGAAAUAUUAUUACGUUAUGGAAGACAUCCACAUAUUGUUACUUUAAAAGCUCUUCAUGAAGAUGAAAGACAUGUUUAUCUUGUAUUAGAGCUAUUACGAGGUGGUGAACUUCUUGAUAGAAUGUUACAACGUCGUAAUUUUACCGAAACAGAAGCUGCUGAAGUUACCUAUACUAUUACUAAUGUUGUACAAUAUCUUCAUGAAAAUGGAGUCGUACAUCGUGAUAUAAAGCCUUCAAAUAUUUUAUACGCUAAACCUGGUUGUAAUCCUUUAACAUUGUGUAUUUGUGAUCUUGGAUUUGCAAAACAAUUAAGAGCUGAAAAUGGUUUAUUAAUGACACCCUGUUAUACAGCCAAUUUUGUGGCCCCAGAAGUACUAAAACGUCAAGGAUAUGAUGCUGCUUGUGAUAUUUGGUCUCUUGGUAUUUUGUUAUACAUCAUGUUAUCUGGUCGCAUUCCAUUUCCUAAUACUCCAGGGGAUACGCCAAACGAUAUUUUGGAUAAAAUCGUACGCGGUUACAUAGAUGUGGAAAGUGGUGUGUGGUGCCAGAUUUCUGUAGAAGCAAAAGAUUUAGUAAAACGUAUGUUGCAUGUGGAUCCAACACGAAGGCCUUCUGCAACCAAUAUAUUAAAACAUCCUUGGAUAAUGAAUAGAUAUCGUUUACCUUUAAAUUUCUUACCAGAUAUUAUUAAAGACCCAAUCAUUGUAAAGAACGCUGUUGCAGCAACUUACCAAGUCAUGUCUAAUAAUACAAGAUUGCCUCACAUAGGUCCAGUCGUAUUGUCAGAAUUGGCAAGACGUAGAACUCGAACAAAACUAUCUGCUAAUAUUCAUAUUUGAAAUCAGUCCAUCA
Ceratosolen solmsi marchali is the source of this 2452-nucleotide messenger RNA. Its product is annotated as Ribosomal protein S6 kinase II. Lineage: Eukaryota; Metazoa; Arthropoda; Insecta; Hymenoptera; Agaonidae. The transcript is spliced from 13 exons. Bases 205 to 2439 code for a protein of 744 amino acids. Gene Ontology annotation, molecular function: magnesium ion binding; protein serine/threonine kinase activity; ATP binding. The record is from RefSeq and is a predicted model, not a curated record. Gene Ontology annotation, biological process: intracellular signal transduction; protein phosphorylation.